Pelodiscus sinensis (Chinese soft-shelled turtle) is the source of this 772-nucleotide messenger RNA. The record is from RefSeq and is a predicted model, not a curated record. NCBI's taxonomy places the organism in Eukaryota, Metazoa, Chordata, Testudines, Trionychidae.
CUAUUCUCUAUUUUUAUACUUAAUUUUAGAGGCUGCUGGAAGAUGUGGGCCCCCACCUGUUAUUGAUAAUGGAGACACCAUUGGCUUUGCACAGAGAGAGUAUGACUCAGGUUCCACAAUGAAAUACCAAUGCCAAAGUUUUCAUGUAAUGGAGGGUUCUGCAUAUGUUCACUGUCAGUCUGGCCACUGGACAGAUCCACCAGUUUGCUUAGAGCCAUGUACAGCAUCCCCAGAAGAGAUGGAACAAAACAACAUUCAGCUGAGAUGGAAAUAUGAUAAGAAAUUGUAUUCACCAAGUGGAGACUUCAUUGAAUUUGCCUGUGUACGGGAAUAUGAGAGGGACCCAGAAUCUUCUGAUUUUAGAGUCCAGUGUGUGAGGGGGAAAUUGGCAUAUCCUAGGUGUAUCACACCAGACUCAAGAAAAACAAAAAGAAGCAUCACGUUAACCCAGAUCUGAGCAUCAAAAUCCAUUGGCCGUUACUUGUUUUGUUCUCGCCUUAUGUCCAUUGCCACUAUUUGACUGGGUGAACUGAUAUAUGUAAUCACUUUUUUAUCUUUGUGCACAAUGUAUAUUUUUAAACACAUUUUAAAAUAGUAAUAACAGAUGGGCAAAUAUGUUCUAAUUCAUAUCAAACUACUUAUAAAUAUGAUUGUCAUCUAGCACAGUUGUACAGAAAAUACUGACUGCUCUAGUUAAAGUUUAAAUUCAUACUGUCUUUAAUUAUUUUUUCCUUUAAAAAAUAAAUAUUUGUAUAUUUCCUUUGUCACUCUU